AACGCGUGUAGGUGUCAUCAGAUCUCGCUCCCAUAUACCCUCGAGCUCUAAACACUUGAAUGCCAAAAUAAAGAAAUUUCAUCAGUGUAUUUGAUUUGUAAUCUAGAAAAGUGGAAUUUCGAAGGUCCGCGAUUAACCAUUACAUUUUUUCUAUAAUUCUGAAAUUUUCGAAUGCUACAUGUACUGUACAUGAUUAUCAUAUUGUAGUGCGUUUUGACCUAAUUGUUCCGAAAUUGACAGAUAUUUUUGCAAACGUGAGCAAAAUGUUUUAUCUCGAAUUUUUAGUACUGGUGAUUUUGAGCCCAGUGAUAAGUCUAUGUCAAUAUCACGUUGAGUUGCCAAAGUCUUCAGUGCCCUCCUCAAUGCGGGUUGCUCGGAAUAUGUUUACUCCCAUGCCGCCCGAGAGCGUGCAUCGCCGUAAGUUCGAUUAUUCUGAAGAAAUUCGCGCAAAGUCCGUGCAUUUCUCCCCGGCAAAAUCCAGUCGUUUCGUGAGUAGAAGUAAACGAGAAAGUAAGCCAAAGCCACUCCUGAUGCCCUUACGUGCAUCUACCAAUGCAAGAUUGGUUGUUAACAGUGACAAGCAAGAAACAUCGGAAACAAAUGAACGGAGAGCAUUUUCACACUCUUCCGUGUGCUUGCAUGGCCAUUCAUCUGAAAGAAAAAUCCUAUUCGAGACAAAUCACACAGCCAUGGCCAGUGACCAGGAGAAUUUAUUAUCAAAUAUCUCGAGAACCGAUCUUACACCGCAAUCGCAAAAUAGUUCAGGCAUGAGCAUAGAUCCUUUUAUAAAAAUUAAAACUUCCAACGCCAACCCCAACUGCAAGUUCUCGCAUCACAAGCAUGAAGCAAGCAUGAGAAAACGCGUAUCUAAUGUUUCAGAAAUCGACAAGGAAAUUGAGAAUCAUACUUCGAAUGCAGCUUUCCCUACCGCCACGCCGUCUCUGACAUACUCAGCUCCAGAAGAAAUCUCUGGUCCUCUAAAGUCAGGGUUGAUCGAUGAAAUUGUGCCUUUGUUUGAUUUACAUGGUGGUUCAUUUGGUCAACAAAAAAUUAAAAUAUCUGAACUUGAAUCAGGAGUUCGGCAUUUAGAAGCUACUUAUCCAGAGUUCGAUGGCACGCCUGCCCACAGUAACAGAAUUUCACCGGCUGAAGGGAGAUCUGGCUUGCAACAACUUGUACACAAAUCUCUCCUCAAUGGAUUGGAUGGAGAUACAACAAGGGAUUUUGAAGCAAUCACGCAAAAUAAUACCUUGCUAUAUCAUGAUACAUCUGGCGCUCUGCUGCAUCAACUUAUUGACAUCAAAGAUAUCUUGCAGUCCCAUGCUUCCAUGCGAGACAAGGUUUUCUUCGAACACCUUGAAUACAAGUACGAAACUUUGGCUAAGAAUUUCGCCAGCGACAUGGAAUUUGUUAAAAUGAGACACGAAUCUCACAUUGACAUUACAAAAGAAAAAAUCACUCUGAUCAUGGAAAACUUAUCAACGUUGAAAAUGAUGAUAUUUGGUCAGGAGCAAAGAAUUUUGGCUCAUGAUCGCGACAUUACAGAUAUACAUAAAUAUACUGAUGAAAGUAAAACGUGUUCCCAAAACUCAAGUGCCGUUGCAUCAACAUUAUCCCAGCAAGUUUUAAUUAAUGCGACAUCAAGCAACGAAUCGUUUCCUAAGAUCAACUUCGUUGACCACAAUGUCAGUCAAAUUGUUGGAAAUACGUCCAUAAUCACCAACAAGUUCGAAGACAUUCAUGAACGGCUUGAUGAACUGAACAAAGACUUGGUUUCGUACGACUCGAAACUUGAGCGUUUCUUGGGACAACAGAUCAAUUCUCAAGCUGACCUUGUCUCUAAAUUGAAAGAAACAAAUUCUCUCUGCCAGUGCAAUGAGGACAAACUCUUGGAAGAAAUUGAUUCGUUAAAAUUCAAUAUCAGCAAUUUAUCUUCUUCACUCGACGCACUGCAGGCCUCCACCAAACAUUUGAUUCCAUCCCAGAAACAAACAAGUGAAGGAAGUGAGAGUAAGAAAGAUUUAAAUGCAACCGAAUCUGAGGUUUAUUUAUUGCAGUACACAGAAAAAGAUGUCGCUGAACCCGCUUCCGCUCAGGCGACAAUGUCCUUCAAGCUAUCUGCGCUGGAAGAUAAACUGCUGAACUUGGACGCCGAGAUGCAAGGCAUGCGAGAUCUGCGCCGGGAAGUGGAAGUGUUUAGGGAUGAACUGAAGCGCCUCAAGACUAGCAACUCAUCGGCAGCAGGGCUGUGCGUGUGGCCCUACAAGCCCCACGGGGACGGGUGCUACUACGUCAGCACGGACGAGCGGCUGAGCUGGGGGGCGGCCCGCGGCCGGUGCCGAGACCUGCAGGGCGACCUCGCGGCGCCCCUCGACCACGACGCCUUCAAGAAGUUCCUCCAGACGCAGAGACUGAGCAGAAGCUACAGCUUCUGGGUGGGUGCGAGCGAAAACAAGGAGGCGGGACGCUGGGAGUGGGUCAGCGGUCAACCCGUGACCCAUGAAGUGUGGGCGACCGGCCACCCUAAGCUGAUGCGCGCCGACCGCUGCAUGCAAAUCAGACCAGACCUGAAGCUUUUCGCAUCCGACGAGUCAUGUCGUGUGUCCAAUUAUUUUGUUUGCCAACAGCGACGCGCUUAAUCUAGAUCACAGAAGUUUUGAAUAUUUGUUAAUGAUUGUACAUACUGUAAUCUAGUUCUGCGAUUUGUAUGUCUAUUUUGCUUCAACAUCAAAAUUUUAGUUCAGGUGAAGGCCAAGUUCAUAUUUCUCAUGCCUGAGUACAAAUAUGAGCCCCAAAUUGAUAAGUUUAUGUAAUGACAUCACGUUUCCAGAUGAAAUAAAUGAAUGCCAACAUAACAUGUGAUUAGCGUUUAGCCAUUCCUUAAUUCAUCCGCAUCCGACUCUCUACAAGUGAUUUAUUUUUAAUAGCAAUUGGAUAAUAGUAAAUAAAAGAAGCGUUUACAAAUUAUUAAGCGGUACUUGCAUUAGAUGGUUCUUGGUGCUUAACAUUUAAUAUUAAA
This is a messenger RNA of Hyalella azteca, 3019 nucleotides long. RefSeq lists its product as uncharacterized. The transcript has 3 exons. NCBI's taxonomy places the organism in Eukaryota, Metazoa, Arthropoda, Malacostraca, Amphipoda, Hyalellidae. Bases 264 to 2639 code for a protein of 791 amino acids. The record is from RefSeq and is a predicted model, not a curated record.